AUGACGCCCACGCUCCUGCCAAAUCUCAUGGCAUUUCGCACGCAGAUACAUAUACUCCGUAGCUUGUCAUUAUUUCGCCAGCUGCCAACGCUCAGCGCUAUGGAUGGUACUAGCCGUCCCGAUGCCUCAUGCAGUGCAGGUGGGGGAGUGGUGCAAAGUCUGAGGGACUUCUGGAGUGAUGUUAAUUUUAGGAUGCCGCUAAGUCGCCCCAGAGUCAAACUCAUCAACAUCUCAUUUCCCAUCUCAUGCACGGCUGACAACCUGUGGUCACCAACCUCGGCCAUCGCGUUACAUGCUUGA
This is a messenger RNA of Fusarium verticillioides 7600, 300 nucleotides long. RefSeq lists its product as hypothetical. NCBI's taxonomy places the organism in Eukaryota, Fungi, Ascomycota, Sordariomycetes, Hypocreales, Nectriaceae. Bases 1 to 300 code for a protein of 99 amino acids. The transcript is spliced from 4 exons. The record is from RefSeq and is a predicted model, not a curated record.